This is a messenger RNA of Vespula pensylvanica (western yellowjacket), 1905 nucleotides long. RefSeq names its product serine/threonine-protein kinase RIO2 (gene RIOK2). The transcript has 5 exons. The record is from RefSeq and is a predicted model, not a curated record. Gene Ontology annotation, molecular function: ATP binding; protein serine/threonine kinase activity. The coding region runs from base 180 to 1733 and encodes 517 amino acids. NCBI's taxonomy places the organism in Eukaryota, Metazoa, Arthropoda, Insecta, Hymenoptera, Vespidae. Gene Ontology annotation, biological process: maturation of SSU-rRNA; protein phosphorylation. Gene Ontology annotation, cellular component: cytosol; preribosome, small subunit precursor; nucleus.
GAUUGAAAAAAUAGGUAAAAAUGUGGACAUAUGUACGAAGUUAUUUUCACAACAUGGUUGUGUAGUAAGGGUUAUUGGUACUCAUUAAAUAAAAAAAGUUUUUGAAUGAUAUUAAACAGAUAAUAUAAGGAAAUAUCCAAGAGAUCGUUCGUUGUUAUAUUUUUUAGAAUUAAAUCAUCAUGGGAAAGUUAAAUGUUACGAUGUUACGUUAUUUGACGCGGGAAGAUUUCCGUGUAUUGACGGCUAUUGAGAUGGGUAUGAAAAAUCAUGAACUCGUACCAGCUUCACUUGCUGCACAGAUAGCAAAUUUGCGUUACGGUGGUGUUCAUAAAUUGUUAAAGGAAUUGUGUAAACAUCGAUUACUCAGUUAUGAAAGAGGAAAACAUUAUGAUGGUUAUCGUUUAACAAAUGCUGGUUAUGAUUAUUUAGCCUUAAAAGUGUUGGCACAAAGAGGUAUUGUUGGUUCUUUUGGCAACCAGAUAGGUGUUGGAAAAGAAUCAAACAUUUAUGUAGUCGCAGACGAAGAAGGAAAUCCAGUCUGCUUAAAAUUACAUAGAUUAGGUAGAACAUGCUUCCGAAAUAUCAAAGGAAAAAGAGAUUACCAUCAGCACAGAAAAUCUGCAUCCUGGUUGUAUCUAUCUCGAAUAUCAGCAACAAGAGAGUUUGCUUAUAUGAAAGCGCUUAUGGAUAGAGGAUUUCCAGUACCAAAACCAAUUGAUUUUAAUCGACAUUGUGUUGUUAUGGAGCUGGUUGAAGGUGGACCUUUAUGUGGUGUUUAUGAAGUAAAUGAUGUGGAAGCAUUGUACGAUGAAUUGAUGAAUUUAAUUGUCACACUUGGAAAUUAUGGUGUUAUUCAUGGUGAUUUUAAUGAAUUUAAUGUUAUGAUAACGAAUGAUGGUAAACCAAUCAUUAUUGAUUUUCCACAAAUGAUUUCCACCGAACAUGUAAAUGCGGAGCUUUAUUUUGAAAGGGAUGUCAAUUGUAUUCGUGAUUUCUUUAAAAGAAGAUUUGGAUAUGAAAGUGAGCUCUAUCCUACCUUCAAAGAUAUUUUACGAGAAGAUUGUGUUGAUAUAGAAAUUAAAGCUAGUGGUCUUACAAAACAAAUGGAGAAAGAUUUAUUAAUAGAAAUGGGUUUUGAUAAGGAUGAAAAUGACGAAACAUAUGAUGAUGAUGAUGAUGUUGAUGUUGAUAAUGUUCAAGAAUCAAAUAUCGAAAAUGAAAUAGAUAAUUUACGAUCACAAGUGGAACAAUUGAUGCAAGAAGACGUACCUUUAUUAAGAUAUAAACAAAAAGAUGAAAACGUUGAAUCUCUAAAAGAAGAAAUUGAUACAAGUAUCGAAAUAAGACGGGUCAAAAUAAAUGACAAUAAAGAUAAUGAUAAUACAGAUCAAACAAAUAAAUUAAUAGAAAAUAAACCUGAUAUUCCAUGCGAAAUUGAAACUGUGGCUAUAAAUACUGUUUCCUGUUCAAAUUGUACUGACACAUUAGAGACUGAUUCUAUUGAUGGCAAUGAAUUUAGUGAUAUAAGGAGUAUCAGAAGUGUUUCUACAGCCGCCACUAUAUCACCGGAUGUUAUAAAAAAGAGAACAAAGCAAUCUUUAGAAAAAAGAGAAAAGAAGGGCCUUUCUAGAAAGAUUCUAGUGAAAGGUGAAGCUAGUGCAGUAACUAGAGUUAGAAGGGAAAAUAGAGAUACUAUUAAACAAUCUACUACAGGUAUAUGGGGCUGGGAAUAAGAUUGUUAUUUAUUUUUAAAUUAUUAUAAUAAUAAAAAAAUGUAUUUUUACUGUACAAAAGUGUAUAUAAAUAUAUAUACACUUGUAAUGUGUUAGAUAAUACUGGAUAUAUAAAUUGGAUUUAUAUGAUUUACAUAUGCUAUUGUAAAUACACUAUACACUUUGUAAUUUA